This is a messenger RNA of Punica granatum (pomegranate), 1136 nucleotides long. The record is from RefSeq and is a predicted model, not a curated record. NCBI's taxonomy places the organism in Eukaryota, Viridiplantae, Streptophyta, Magnoliopsida, Myrtales, Lythraceae.
UCAAUCGUUCCGUCCCAUGAAACUUCCCACUCUGUCUGCUCCUCUUGUCUUCCUCCUAAACAAAGACGCAAUCUGCUGUGAAGCGGCUGAACCCAUAACCGACCGACUGACACACAUUCCAUCCACUCACAGAGCCCAAAUCCUCGCAAAUGGCUCUUCUCGGAUCCAACGUCGCUGGCGAGGUUGGUUUGCGUUUACUGCUCAGCCCACUCAGUUCUAACAUUGUAGUUCGAACAGCAUGCUGCUCUGUGGGCAUUGCUUUUCCUGUGUACUCGACAUUCAAGGCAAUCGAGAGAAGGGAUGAAAAUGAGCGACAAAAAUGGCUUCUGUACUGGGCAGGUUCUAGGAUAUUAUCAUAUGGAUCCUUUAGCCUUGUGGAAGUAUUCACGGACAAGCUGAUUUCUUGGUUUCCAUUUUAUUAUCAUGUCAAGUUCGCAUUUCUGGUUUGGCUUCAACUUCCCACUAUUGAUGGAGCAAAACAACUGUACUUGAACCACCUUCGCCCAUUUCUCUUGAGGCAUCAAGCUAGAAUAGACCGAGUUGUGGACUUCACGUACAGUGAAAUGAUCAAGCUCGUCAUUGCCCACCAAGCAGAAAUCCAGUAUGCAAGGACCCUGAUUAUGAAACUCCUGGGUUCAGAUGUUCAGGCAACAACGCAUCCCAGGACACAGGACGAGCCCCAGGAAAACCAUACAAUGGGGGAACAAAGAAAUUUAACCUGGGACACAGAGUCUGACCAUGGUGAUUAAGACUUAACAGGUGAUAAUUACGCCUGCUUUCUGUUAGAUGGUAUUAUGUUCAUCGUGUAGACACAGGCAUCGACCUCCUGUAUAGUCCAGUUCCCUUUUAGGUAGAGUUUAUCGACAUGUGACGAGUUUGCAAGUACUUUUGGAAAGUUCGUGAGAUUGUGUUUAGCUCAUGCUAUUUGUUGAUAUUCUGUACAGUGGAGUAUUAUACUAGAUGUUUGUGGUAAUUCAACAGUCUCGCCUUGUAGGCCUGUGUUUACGAUUAAGAAGCUCGAUACUUGAUGGGGUUAUGUAGUUUCUGAUGUUUCUCACCAAAGGUUGUAAUCCUAUCGCGCUAAAGUUUCAGUCACAUAGCUUUUUCAGUCUGGAUAAUGACUGAAUUCCUUUCCA